AUGUUAUCAUUUAUUCUACUUUGUGUCUCCUCUCUCGUAGCGGCUACUCCUAUCCUAUAUGACGGACGCGCACCGCUCAACCUGACUGAAGCUGGCAUUGACGCUUCUACUGGGCCGUACUUGAGUGCGGUGAAAGGAACGCAGAAUGCCACUCACUAUGAAACCCUUUUGAAUACCACUCUCGCACCUACCCCUCUCUGGAGUAACCAGCUCCAAGAGCAACCCAUCUCGAUCAUAAUCGACAACACGUCCAUUUUCACUCCGGGUGGCUCCGCCCCUCAAAACGGUUUCCGAAGAACCGACCUCAUCGCCCAGCCAACACCUCCUAACUCAGACCCAGACCGUACGGCGUUCAACUCGUUGAUCGAAUCGAACGUGACCGCCUUCCACUUCUCUGUCAUGGCGGACGAGAAUAGGUCUUUGAAUCUCAGCCAUGAGUAUCAGGUCGUGUGGAUCGAGCCGAGCGACGGGUCUCAUGUUUUCGAGUUACAGAUCGGGAAUCCCUUCAAUUCCACCCCUUCAGAUGAUUCCAACUCCCUCAAAAUCCGAUCUCACGACCUCACCGAACUCUUCGCCACACCCUUCACUCCCGCCACCUGGCACAACUUCGCCGUCGUCAUCGACUGGAACAACAAAACUUUGACAACGUUAUACUCUACAAAUGCAACCACACUGCAGACUGUCACCGCCGCCGAACCCAACUUAAGCGAGGCUAGCGGAGCGACUGGUCAGGGAGACUUCCACUUCGGCGUUCUGAAGCUUCCUCUCAUUGACCCGACUGAGACACCGACUGAGCAAGCCGACGUGGUACAUUUCGGGAUUCAGGAGGGCACGACCGAGGGAUUGAUCUAUUCGGGCAUAUUUGUGGAAAGCGUCGUUGAUGGUGUGAGCGUCGGACAAGGAAGAGUGGUUCGCGUCUAG
Messenger RNA from Stereum hirsutum FP-91666 SS1, 921 nucleotides. RefSeq lists its product as uncharacterized. The record is from RefSeq and is a predicted model, not a curated record. The transcript has 5 exons. The coding region runs from base 1 to 921 and encodes 306 amino acids. NCBI's taxonomy places the organism in Eukaryota, Fungi, Basidiomycota, Agaricomycetes, Russulales, Stereaceae.